AUGUUUAGUUCAAGCCUUGUUUCAAGAUCAGCUUCUUCCUAUUCUUUGAUCGGUGAAUACGUUGGCAUGGAGAGUUGCUCUGGUGUCGGCAUUGAUAACCAACACCAAGAGCUUUGCUGCGGAGGUGGCAGUGUUAAGGAUCCAGAAAAUCGGGGUAGGAAGAGGAAGAUUAAUUUUGAGAGGGAAAUUCCGCCGCCGAUACCCUCGCUUGCUAGCGCCGAGAAUCAGCCGUGGCAGUCGCUUUGGGUGCUUAAAAGGUAUUAUACUAGCGACGGACGGUUGAUUCUCAGGGAAGAAAAAGUGAGACACCAUGAAUAUUUACGAGCUCAUCGAUCCAAUGGUCGUUUAACGUUGCAUCUCGUGAUGGAUUGCACCCACGACAUUGAUCAUGUAGAAGCAAACGAGGCUCAAGUUCAACUCGAUGUUAAAAACAUUAAUAACGAUGCCCAAGGUGGUUCAUAA
Messenger RNA from Gossypium raimondii (Peruvian cotton), 462 nucleotides. RefSeq lists its product as uncharacterized. The coding region runs from base 1 to 462 and encodes 153 amino acids. The transcript has a single exon. NCBI's taxonomy places the organism in Eukaryota, Viridiplantae, Streptophyta, Magnoliopsida, Malvales, Malvaceae. The record is from RefSeq and is a predicted model, not a curated record.